GUUAUCCGUGUAGUCUGUUCAUAGGUGUGUGUGUUGACUGUGUUGUCAGAGACAAUAGAAGCAAUAUAACACUAGGUCCUAAUGUUCUAGGCGCUCUGGUGUUGUGUUUUGAAUGGCUGCUUGUUCCAGUGAAUUUUUUUAGCGGAAAUCAUGUUGAACAGUGAACCCGAAUAGUUCUAGUUGGAACGUCGUAUAUUUUUGGAAUUAUUGCCGUUUUAAAAAUGUCUAGGCCUAUAUCUAAUCACGUUGAUUCAGAUCUUGCUCUUGCUGUCAAACUCCAGGAGGAGUUUGACCGAGAAACGAUAGGACCUAUCGUAGGUGCUCAUCAUGGAUCGAGUUUCACUGUCCCUAGUUCCAGUUCUAUUUGGAGUGACACUGACAAUGCCUCAUCAUCCUCAGCAUCUCCGUCAACGUCUAACUGGAACCUGCAAAAUGGAACCAAAUUUAAGCAAAUUGCUGAGGCAAUAUCCAAACCCCUCUCUGUUGUGGACGAGCAGUGGGAAUUGACUGACCCAAACCCUGAUGUGCGAGCCUUGUUCUUGGAGUACAACCGAACGUAUUUUUGGGGAAAGUUGGAAUGUGUUGAAGUUCGGUGGAGCCCGCGUAUGACACUGUGUGCAGGACUAUGCUGUUAUGAGGGAAGAGGAGGCUUGUGUUCAAUCAGGCUCAGUCUUCCUCUUCUUAAACUUAGACCUAGGAGUGAUUUGGUUCAAACACUGCUGCAUGAAAUGAUCCAUGCAUAUCUGUUUGUAACAGAUAACAACAAGGAUCAUGAUGGUCAUGGACCAGAAUUUUGCAAACAUAUGAAGCGAAUAAAUGACAAGUCUGGUUCCAAAAUCACGGUGUAUCACAGUUUUCAUGAUGAGGUUGAUGUGUAUCGACAACACUGGUGGCGAUGUGAUGGUCCUUGCCAGAAGCGCCCUCCAUAUUUUGGAAUUGUUCGCCGAGCAAUGAAUCGAGCACCAAGUUUCAGAGACACCUGGUGGUCGCAACAUCAAAGUACAUGUGGAGGAAAGUACACGAAGAUCAAGGAACCAGAUGACUAUGGAAAAAAGGGGAAGAGAAAAGCAGGCAUGGACAUUGAAGGUUUGGCUGCCAAGAAGCCAAAAUCAGAGGGGCAAGACAUCAGAAGCUUGUUUUCUGGAAAUGGAAACAUGGUUGGGACAUCCAGAAGCCAGUCAGAACGAGGCAUAAAACAAAAUGGCAUGACAGUUCUCCCAGGUGAUACAAAAUCAAAAUCUCUACCUGUGAUACACAACUCUAACGAUAGCCAAUCUAGUGCUCAGGCUAGUAGAGGUAAGGAAACCUGCCCAGAGACAAAGCAUAGCAGGAGAGAUAGCACCGAUAUUGUGAGACAGCCAAAAGCUAGUGAUUUGAAAAGUCUGGGUAAUGCUAUCAAAGUCAACAAUAACCUGUUUCCAGGCAAAGGAUUUGUUCUAGGUGCCUGCUCUAGUGGAGAGCAUACUGCACAAAAAGACAAUGUACAUGUCAAUAGAAAUAAUGGCGAUGUUCACAAAACGGGUCGACAGACAAAGGACAAACUUGGAAUCAAACACGGCUGGAAAGGCUCAUGUGCAAACCAAAACGGAGGUAAACACUGUAAAUCGGUACCACCACAAAUGACAUUAGAUCUCAAUGGCAGGAGCAAUAAUGCUGCUUGCCAAAAUCGAGUGUUGUCACCAAACAAUAGCAGAAACAACGGCACAUGGCAGGAUUCCCAUAAGCUGACCAGCAGAGAGAACAUCGUGGCCGUGAGGCAGAGAAGCACUGACCACACUGGCACGGCAGUAGCAAGAGACAGAGGUGUGUCUCAAGCUAUGAGGGGGUUGGCAGAAGACCUGUAUUCUGAGAAACCCAUGGCAUCUACAUCGGACACAGCCAUGAAUAAUCGAGGAUCUUCCACCGCCAUCUUCACACAAGUUAAAGAGCAGGUCAAUAAAAGCCCUGCAGAGCAGCGAUCUCCGAGCAAAACUUUGACCAGCAUUGAGAAGCAGUCUACACUGGACAACUUCUUUUCUACUCCAGCAAAAAAAUCGACAGCAGGUGAUCCACAGAGAGCUGUCAUUCGGACAGGCGAGACAGACAGUGCGGGCAGCGAUUAUGAAGAUGAAAUAAUGGAAAUCUUUACCCCUCCCUCUGCAAAGAACGUUCAACAUGAGGUACCCAAGAUCCCUAUGUGCCAAUGUCCAGUGUGUAAUAAAGAGGUGAAAGUAUCUGCCAUCAAUGCUCAUCUGGACCAGUGCUUAGGUUAACACAGUUUUAAGCUUUUUACAGUUUAAAAUGCAUAGAUAUGUUACCAUGGCUGUUUUACUAGUGUUUGCAAUAUUCUGUAUUAAUUGAGAAUUUGCAUGAAAUAACCAUCUUACAUUUCAUAUUUUGUGCUAUUGGCAAACCAGCUAGUAUGUAAUUAAAAUACGGAUAUUAUACUGCAAUAUUUGUAUAGCUCAAAUUGUGUAACACAUGUAAUUUACCUGCACAGAUGUUUUUUGUAACCUGUAUCUAUUUUUAUUACAAUGAAUACAUAUCAUUAGGAAAGUCACAGCUACGUUCAGUUUAGACAUUGUUUAUUAUGCACCAAGUUACCACGUAUUAAUAAAAUGUAUAUCAUGAUGUAAAAAAAUUUCUAUUCUAAUAAUACACUAAUCAAAUUGAUCCAUAAAAGUACUUAUUUGGUACUGAAAAUGUUUCUACACAUUAUACAGAAAAAUGUUUCGAUAUGAGCUACAUCUUAAGAUUAAUAUCACAGUUGGUUAAUAACAAUACCUAAGGCAUAACUGUACAAGUUUGUCCUACCAGACCAAGAUCAGAAUCUUGCAAAUCUAGGCUUUCACCCCAAAUGAUUUACUGUACUUGGCAGUUUAUAAAACGGUACAAUGCAUUGGACGGAUCCCAAAUUGAAGGGGAAAAAAGAUUUCAUACUACUCCCCACUACCAGGUAUAUGCUCAUAGUAUAUUAGACAGUACCGUUGUAUUUCAUAAGCCCCCUAAGCACUCCUAUCAGUAUUGCUCUGUAUAUACUGUAGGUUAUUCCGAUGAGGUAUAUAAUAUACCUUACCCUAGGUUAGAUUUCUUGGUUGUGUGGCCCUGCAAAGAUGUUUUUUCACCUGGUCACAAUUAAUUGACUAAUGCGGGGAGGAAUGGUAAGAGAAUGUGAGGACGAGUUUAACAAUAAUAAGUUCGAAGCAGUGGAUGAGAGAGGCUCAGCUAGGUGGCUUUAUGUAGACUUUGGUCUUGACUGUGUGGAGCGAUUCCAUUUUCCCCACGUACCCCUUCAUUGUCAACUUCCUCAUUGGCUUCAAACUACGUGCUGACUGCGAUAUUUUCCAUUCCUGGACCGUCACUACUUGCUUUAUAUUUCCCCAUUAUUCACUAGUUAAUGAAAAAUAUGUUUGUAAGUGCAAUUGCAUAUGUGGAAUUUUUCCCAUAAAGGUUAAAAUCUAGGUCUGUUAAGACAAAAUCAAACUUGUACCAUUGGGUAUAAUUGAAUAUUUUUGCACAUUUUCAAUUUUCUGUAUUCAGCAAUAUUGUUAAUAAAAAAAAUCUGUAUAAUAUUUAA
Priapulus caudatus is the source of this 3556-nucleotide messenger RNA. RefSeq lists its product as uncharacterized. The record is from RefSeq and is a predicted model, not a curated record. Gene Ontology annotation, biological process: DNA repair. Gene Ontology annotation, cellular component: nucleus. Bases 222 to 2252 code for a protein of 676 amino acids. The transcript is spliced from 6 exons. NCBI's taxonomy places the organism in Eukaryota, Metazoa, Priapulida, Priapulimorpha, Priapulimorphida, Priapulidae. Gene Ontology annotation, molecular function: polyubiquitin modification-dependent protein binding; single-stranded DNA binding; metalloendopeptidase activity.